This is a messenger RNA of Mytilus trossulus (common blue mussel), 939 nucleotides long. Its product is annotated as cdc42 homolog. The transcript has a single exon. Lineage: Eukaryota; Metazoa; Mollusca; Bivalvia; Mytilida; Mytilidae. Gene Ontology annotation, molecular function: GTP binding; GTPase activity. Gene Ontology annotation, biological process: small GTPase-mediated signal transduction. Bases 36 to 584 code for a protein of 182 amino acids. The record is from RefSeq and is a predicted model, not a curated record.
ACACGUUUCAAGAUUUUAAUCAGAAAUUGUACAAAAUGGUAUGCUACGAAAACACUGUUUCCUGUGCCGUUGUUGGUGAAGGAAUGGUAGGCAAGACAUGCCUUGCUAAAAGAUUUGCUGGAAGCCAAUUCUCAGACACAUAUGUUGCUACGGUUGCAGAAACAUCCACUGGUUCUGUAUCUGCUUACGGUGACAAAUACAGCGUCAAUAUCUAUGAAGAUCAAUCAGCAAGAUGCAAAACAAUAACAGAAGCUGACGUCAUUGUUGUAUGCUACAGUGCAGUUGACAAAGAAUCAUUUGAAAACGUCAAAUCCUUUUGGAUUCCAAUGGUCAGAAAGCUCCAUAAGAAGAAACCAAUUGUUUUAGUCGCUACACAUAGUGACAUGCGUGAUGAGAAUAAUACUGAUCAUGUAUCAGACGCUGAAGGACAAAACUUUAUGAAAUCAAUUAAUGCUGAUUAUUACAACAAAUGUUCUGCUGUUACAAAUGAAGGAGUAAAGAAUGUCUUCGAAAGUGUCGUCUGCGCCGCAAUUAGAUAUAGGAAAAAGAAAACCAAUGUGCUUAAACGUGUUUUUGCACGAUGAACCUGAACUUAUCUCUGCCCGGAGAUAAACAUUUACUAAACACAUCUUGUGCUAAGAAUAACAAACCCUUUUGCUAUCAAAAGACUUUGAGAUAGAAGGAGUUGGAGAUGCAAUGUACCACUGGUGUACAUUCCUACGAUCGAUUGAAAUGCUGCUGUCGAAUUACAGUAAUUGAGAUGGAGAUGGAGAAAAAGUAGUGCCGGUGAUUGGCAAGGACACGAACUUACAAAAACAAUAUGAAAUCAAUUUGAACUUAAUUCAUUGAAAAACAAUAUCAAAUUAGUCAUGAUGAUGAAUUUGAAGAAAAAACUGAAGUGGUGAAAAGACACAAAUUAUUUUUGUUAAUUAUUGUGAA